Messenger RNA from Rotaria sp. Silwood2, 1002 nucleotides. The record is from the annotation of a GenBank genome assembly. NCBI's taxonomy places the organism in Eukaryota, Metazoa, Rotifera, Eurotatoria, Philodinida, Philodinidae.
AUGGUCGUCGAUAAAACUCUAUACAAUGUAUUAGGCGUCGAACCAAAUUCCACACAAGAACAAAUUUCAAAAAUGCAACAAGUCAAUGCAGCGAGAGAAGUUUUGAUGGAUCCAAAAACACGAGAAAUGUACGAUCGAUAUGGAUUGGAAGGAAUGAAAACGGCGAUGAAUAACGAAAACUUUAAUUUCCCAGGAUUUUCAGGAAGUAUUUUUGAUUUAUUCAACCUAUUUGAACAUGGAAAUAGUAGUCAAGGGCGAUCAACAGUAAAUAAAGGCAAAGAUAUAAAACAUGUGCUAAGAGUUUCGCUAGAAGAAUUGUAUUCGGGAAGUACACGAACGAUAUUCAUCGAUUGUGACUUUGUUUGUGUCGAAUGUAAUGGAAUCGGUUGUCACGAUGGGAUUCCAUACGAAUGUAACAAUUGUCGAGGAACAGGAAUUGACAGAGUAAUUCAUCGUGUGGGUCCAAUGACUCAACAAAUACAGGAAAAAUGUUCAACGUGUAAUGGUGAAGGUUAUGUCAUGGAUUUGAUAGAUCGUUGCAGAACUUGUGAUGGUAAUAAAGUAAUUCAACAGGAGAAAAGCUUAGAUAUACAUAUUGCACAUGGAAGUCAACAUAGAGAAACGAUCAAAUUAAGUGGCCAAGGAAAUCAAAUUCCAAAUGGUGAAGCCGGCACAGUAUAUGUUAUUCUAGAACAACAACCACAUGCAACUUUCGAUCGAAAGGGAGAUGAUUUGAUAAUGACUAUGCAAAUCAAUCUUACUGAAUCAUUGUGUGGAUUUCAACGUACGAUAACACUAUUGGAUGGACAUAACAUUUUAAUCAAUCAUCCUCCUGGCAAACCCAUUGUACCUAACAGUUAUCGUUCUCUAAAAGGUUAUGGAAUGCCGAACAGAAAUACACAUACCUAUGGUAAUGUAAUUAUUCGUUUUGAUGUGAAAUUUCCUGAAGAUAAUUUUAUUCAAACUGAAAGUCAAUAUAAAGUAAAUUACUUGUUAUUUUAG